Messenger RNA from Sesamum indicum (sesame), 3538 nucleotides. Its product is annotated as protein GRAVITROPIC IN THE LIGHT 1. Lineage: Eukaryota; Viridiplantae; Streptophyta; Magnoliopsida; Lamiales; Pedaliaceae. Gene Ontology annotation, biological process: negative gravitropism; response to red or far red light. The record is from RefSeq and is a predicted model, not a curated record.
GUAAUUUUUCGUGGUGGUGUUUUUACCUGGUAUUGGUCAAAGUGUUUUUCUCUGCCUGCACGUUAGUGUGGAGGAUCAUGGUAAUUCUUGGUCUUUGCCCUCAGGAGUCUGGACGCAGUGGCUUUAGCCCUUGUCUGUGUAUUAGAGUUUUUUUAUCAUGCGGACGCCCCUACCGUGUACCCCUUCCAUGGUCACGUGACUUCCACGUGAUCCAAGAAUGAUCACCUGGAGUUGUUGUCACGUGAGUGAAGAAUGUGGGGCCCGAGAUUUUUUUCUCGGGGUUGAAAUUAAAAAAAAUAUUUAUUUCUGGGGCUGGGUGUUUUUAUCCGUUGUUGGGGUAGAAGAUACGGUGUGGCCUGAGUUACAGUGUGUGGGGUUUUCAAAAGUUUUUGGACGGUUUGAUGUGAAACUAAGGUCGUGAAUCAUCACACCAUGAUAAUGAUAAAUGUCUUUCUCUGUAGUAAUUGCUGGGUCCACUGAGAUUUUCUGUUUUGCUGUAGGAUAGGUGACAUGAGAUUAAUGAUCAUCAUAUUCACCAAGAAAAAAAUAAAUAAAUAAAAAAAGUGAUAAAUGAUGAUCAUGCUUUUGGCAGACUUUCUUGAUUUUGUGCUAUACCAUGUGGUCGCUUGAUAUUAAUCUCAUAAAGCGUGAACCACAUUCGAUAACCUAUAAUGAUAUCAUAAAAUGAAAUGUCGAUAUCAUGGUACGUGCCCGCAUUUAAGUCGGAUUGUUUUCCAUAUGUGUCGUAGCUAAAUUCGUUUUUGUAUUUAAGACAAAAGUACUAGAAAUGUUGCGUGAUUAGUCCUUUGGACCGUAGAUCAAUUGAAACCACUUGUCGUGUGAUUGGCCGUUCAUAAUUAGUUCGGCUUUUAUUUACCUUAUUUGGACCGCUGAUUCAUCCGGGUGCUGUUUAUUUGAAGGCGUGUCAGGUUUGAAAUAUUAAAUACCGUGAACUGUCAUAUAAGUAUAAUGUAGGUCCCAUCGCUGACUUUGCUUGAUCCUCAAUUAUGUGAUGUUUUCGUGCAUAUAACAAUCUUUCCUAGUAGCCCAAUUCAUAAUGUAAAUUAAGUUAGGUUGGUGUUGUGCCCAUCGUUGAUCCUCGCAUAAUUUGGUCUAUUGGAUAUUAGCCUUGUUUUGUUUACUAAAUCGAAGUACUUCCAUUCGAUAACAAUGUUGAUGCGACAUGUUGUCUAUUAAUUGCACUUGUGUGCUCAUUGGUUGUCGAAGGAAUGCCACGGUUCCGAUCUAUGUAUGGUUGUGAAUUUUGUCUUUGUUGGCGAAGAACUUUCUCGAUACUCUCCCACUAUGCUCAUCUUCAUAAUGUUGGUUGACUCAUAGUCUAUUCAUAUGCAAAUUUAGUUUAACAAAAAAAAAUCUGCAAAACGAGUAGAUUAAAGGGUUUUCUAACUGGAUCCAACCUGUUGGUUGUUGUGAAUGGAAGACAAGUUUUGUCCAAAACUUGCCUGAAUCGGACCGUGUGGGACUCCUUUUCUUGUCCUAAUCUAUAGAGUUUAUGUUGUUCAUAUUUUAGUGAUAUUUUGGACUAUCUAUCAUCACACAAUCCCACCUCACCAUAUCUUUUGCUGUAUCUAGCUGUCUACGAACCACAAUGAGAAACUAAUUCAGCCAAGUUGUUAAGGGGUGCGUCGUGCCAUUGUUCAUUUGUAUGCAUAUCAGGAGUUUGGUGGCAUUGCAAGUUGUUAUAAUAUUCUAGGGUCAAAUGUUGCCUGGUUGUAGUAGAAUAUUCAGAAAGAUUGUUACCUAACUUUUGAGUAAUUAUUUUAUUCCCUCAAUUAUGCAUUGCCCGUGUUCGUAUCCAUUGCAAUAAAUUCAGUACUGCUACACGUCAUCUGCCUUCGAUUGCAAAGCAUUAGGGAUUAAGGGAUCGAACUUCUCUUCCCGUCUUCUGAAUGGACUCAGUUAAACGAUCCGCAGUCACCCCAAGUAAGAGCAGGUUAGCGCGUACUUUUGCAAAGGUUCUUCAUAUUCAAGCUGUCACAGGGGUAGCUCCGGAAGAUGGAGUGGAAAAGAGAAAGUCCCAUGAAAAGACGAAGAAGGAUCUACUAAAGAAAAGUACUCGAAUUCCUUCCUUUGAAGAUGAAGAUGAGGAGCUGCAGGAUAGGGCAGUUAGAGAAGCAUUUCUUGCAAAAUUGUUUGCCAGCUUAUCUGCCAUUAAAGCCGCAUACGCCCAGCUGCAAUUCGCGCAAUCUCCUUAUGAUGCUGAUGGGAUUCAAUCUGCAGAUCAGAUAGUUGUGUCCGAGCUAAAGAAUUUGUCAGAGUUGAAGCAGUGUUACCUGAAAAAACAGCUGAACGAGAUGUCUCCGGAGACAACUGUGCUUUUGUCCGAAAUCCAGGAGCAGAAGAGUCUUGUCAAAACUUACGAGAUCACGAGUAAGAAGUUGGAUUCUCAGCUCAAGCUUAAAGACUCCGAAGUAACCUUUCUUAAAGAGAAAUUGGCAGAUACCAAUAAGGAUAACAGGUCACUUGAAAAGAAGCUGAACUCAAGUGGGCAGUUAGCCAUGCCUGAAAAUACUCGGUUCUCAGACCUAAAGCCUACCCAUUUUAUCGUAUACCUCCGGCAGGCGGUGAAAUCGAUUCGAAGCUUUGUCCGACUGCUGAUCACUGAGAUGGAAUCGGCAGACUGGGAUUUGGAUGCUGCGGCCAGUUCAAUAGAACCCAAUAUUUCUUUCUGGCAACCCAAUCAUAAAUGCUUUGCAUUUGAAUCCUUUGUAUGCAGAGAAAUGUUUGAUGGUUUCAACCACCCCAAUUUCUCCACAAGAACAUCGGCCGAGCAGGGAGGUCAUCACCAACACCGUCUAUUUUUCGACAGAUUCAUGGAGCUGAAAUCCGCGAGACCGGCAGACUACCUAGCAUGGAAGCCCAAGUCACUAUUCGCAACAUUUUGCCGUAAGAAGUACUUGAGACUCAUCCAUCCGAAGUUGGAAGCGUCCCUCUUUGGGAACUUGGACCAUAGGAAUUUGGUCAAUUCUGGGGAUCUCCCGGAGACAUCAUUCUUCACAGCUUUCAGUGAGAUGGCGAAGCGCAUAUGGCUCCUACACUGCCUGGCCUUGUCUUUUGACCCAGAGGUAUCAAUCUUUCAAGUUUGCAAGGGAAACCGGUUUUCUGAAGUUUACAUGGAGAGCUUGAGCGACGAGGCUUUCUUAUCGUCUGACGGGACCCUGGAGACCGAUCCCCGGGUGGCUUUUGUGGUGGUUCCAGGGUUCAGAAUCGGUGCAACCAUUGUUCAAUGUCAGGUUUAUCUACGAUAAACGUAGGUUGGCUAAGAUGAGUAUGUGACUAGAUUGAAUUUUUAAAAAAAGUUUCUUGGGGAGCAAGAUGAUUGCUAUGGCUUGCCUAGAGGCAAGAGCUUUUUCUGAAACGAUUUGCAUGGUCUUACAUAGGUAGAUUCUUCAUAGUGCAAUAUGCUUUUUUAAGAGCUCCCCAGUUUUGUUAAUACUUUGGGAGGAAUAGUAAGUGUAAAUUGUAGUACUUCCUUACUAUUAACAAGUAGCUUUGAUGUACUAGUUUAUUACCUUCA